Molecule: messenger RNA, 678 nt
Organism: Symbiodinium necroappetens
Lineage: Eukaryota; Dinophyceae; Suessiales; Symbiodiniaceae
Source: the annotation of a GenBank genome assembly
AUGACGGCAGCCGAAGCGAAAUUCUACAGGGAUGGUUAUACACACCGAACGGUGCUGUUUGACAGCAUGCAGGAUGCCAAGGCAGAAUAUGGCGGCGCACUGAACUUCAGCGCAUAUCGCCAGGGCCGUGACAGACAGUACCUGGGCGUCAACGGGAAGAACUACUACGCGAAACCUUGGGGCAACGACUCCUCCAAUAUCCAGGCGGUGAUUAAUGGACCAUCCUACUGGAAGCGUGUGUACUAUCGCGAGAACAUUGCCGCGCGGUUUGCGCGUGAAGAUGCGGAGGCAGCCGAACGCAAGGCUCAGGCGGAGAUUGCAGAGGCCCUUUCGAACGGGGCGGGUGAGGCGCCGCCGAGGCGAUCGCAGUCGGAAAGCGCGCUUCAGAAGCCGAAGACCCUCGAUGCAAAGGACACGUACGCGCCCAUCAAGGAGAACAUGAAGCCUUUCGUGGAGAAGCAAGGCAAGCCACGCAUCAGAGCUAUGGAGGCCGGAGAGCGAUUGCACUUCUUCAAUACCCUUCACAACAAGUACCACAUGAAGGCUGGUGGCAAGAACUUGGAGUGGAAUGUCUCCAAGCAGACCCACCGAAGUACCAAGAAUGAGCUGAACUGGAUCUUGUCCAACUACUUCCGCACCGACUCGCAUGCUGUCCUAAAGGGAGCGGGGCACGACUGA